AAAACAAAAGCUUAAGAACUAGACAAAAGAGUUGUGAUUACAGUAUAUUUGGCAAAUAAGUUUAAAUAGCACAAAGAGACUGUGAGGUGAUGGGAACAGCUGAUGCCUGAUAAUACAGAUGGGGGAUACUCCGCGGACAAGGGAGAAAACAACCCCCAAGAGGAGAAGGAAAAGCGAGGGUGUUCGCGAGUUGCUGCUCAGUUGCGAUUUUCAUGUGCCGAGGAGAUAAGCUGCUCCUCUCCGCCGACUACAUUUUCCAAUUGCAAAAAAUAGAGAAAAAAACAACCGCGGAGCAACAACAAAUGCUGGAAAAUAUACAGCUCUAGCCGCGCCCCCCACGCUGCCGCCCACCACCACCCCCCGCAAACGCCGUGAUGUCUUGGAGGUUGUGAAAUAGUGGCACCAUCACCACCUCUCACCAUUCCGCAGCGACAUUCGUCAUCCGGAAGCGCGGAACCGUGGAAAUCCCCCUUUAGGAUGGCCCUCGCCAGCGCCGCUGCCGCCCUGCUGAAGGGAUCCCAGACGCCGCUGCAGCAGCUCCUGGAGGACAUCAACUUCCAGCGAACCAAGGAGAUGCGUCAGCUGCUCAAGGACGAUGGCGGCUUCGUGGUCCUUCAGGGCACCACCUACUGGACGGACCUGUUCGUGCGGCACUUCCUCUUCCAGACAGAGCCCGAGCACAGCAUCGACUCGGAUGACUUGCUCUUCUUUGUGCGCAAGAAGCACGUAAAGAGCUCCUCGCGCCACAUGCCAAAAUUUGAGACUGAGGUGGAGGUAUUCCGCAAGGACUCGCGCAAACUGCCCAUCGGCGAUCCCGAUGUGGACUGGGAGGAGACUGUGUAUCUCAACAUGGUCAUCCACCAGUUCGAUUACACACUUACCCUGGCCAUUUGUACCAGGACCUCGCCCAAGGAGCUUCAGGUGCUGAGGAGGCAUUCGCAGAGGGUGUACGCAAGUCCCAGUCGUCGCAAGAUGGACACGAAAGGCGAGGGCGAGGAGAUCACGUACCCGCACAUCUGCUUCAUGGUGGACAACUUUGACGAGGUGUUCAGCGACAUCCUGGUGCGCGACGGGGAGAUGGUGUGCGUGGAGCUGGUGGCCAAUGACAAGGACGGAGCGGUCCAGGGGGUGAUCUUCUUGGGAUCCAUACGGUACGAUGCCUUGAAGAAGGUCUACGAUGCCAGGCAAUCCAGUCUGAGUUCCAAGGUGGCGCAGCGCAUGUCCUUUGGCCUCUUCAGCAGUGGAGCUGGCGUCCAAACGCGCUGUGAGUUCGUCCGGAUGAAGGGACCACAGGGAAAGGGCCACGCCGAGAUGGCGGUGACCAAGCCAAAGGGUUCCGGAGUGGAGACUCCCACCAGCGAGCCGGGAUUCUGCGCCACCGACAUGUGGGACGAGUGGGAGGAGGAGAACGACGACUACUGCACUUACCGACACCAGCGACGUCUCAGCGAUCCGAGUGCCAAUCUCAACAACUUCUCCCGCUACGGCUGGCGCACCAAGGGCUCCAAUAACCAGGACAUGGUGGGCAGCGGCACCAGUCCCAAUGUGGGAGCCAAGGCGCGUUCGGAGAACGAGGGUCUGGACUCGCUGGCCAGCGAGGUGUCCGAGAUCGAGGCCGGCGAUCUGCGCGAUGAUCAGCAACGUCCUGCUUUCUCGGCCUCCGCGGCAAAACUGCACCCAAAUCCGAACUGCGAGAUAAACAAACUCGCGACUGGUGACCAAGAAAAGUUGCCCCAAGAAUCUCCAAGUGAGAGUACUUCCACACCGGCUUCAGCUUCAGCUCCAGCGGCAGCUGCUGUUCCGGCUGUCACUCCGCCCCCACUGAGUGCCGCCGUGGAGGUGACCGUGUCCGGCGAAAACAACGGAUCCUCCGGACAAAGCUCAUCCACGGGAUGCAACUGCUUUGGUGGCAAGAAGUGCAAGAAGCGCUGGGCGUCGGCCAAGAACACUGACACCCCGGAAAUGUCCGAGGUCUACUGCCCCAGCUGCGAGGAUCCGUCCAACGAGUCGCCCGCCUGCCUGGCCAAGAUGCCCGACAAGCGGCCCACCCGUCCCAAGCCCAAGACCAGCAUCCUGAGUGUGGAGAGCGAGCUGGUGGUUGGCAAAAGGAACAGUUUCCGGCUUCCGUCGGAGCACAAGCGCAAGCAGCAGGGCGGGAGCAUCACCAGGAGCGCCUCCCUGAGCGCCGCUGACCGCAGGACCAGCCUUCCAGUGUCCACCAAGAAGAUCAUUCCCCCACGACUGCGCUCGAGCAAGGCCAAGGAUCUCGAGAAGGACAAAGAUAAAGAAAAGGAUAAGAACAAGGAGAACGACAAGAAGUCGUCAAAUCAGAAGGUCAACGGCUCAAGUACCAACUUUCUGGCCAAGAUGUCGCCCAAGCGGCUUAAAGCGGGCAAGGACAAAGACAAGGACAAGGACAAAUCGGGUGCAGCAGCCAAAAACAAAGCAGUCAAUAAUAAUAACCCCAAGUCGGACACCUCCAAAACCGAGGAGUACGAGAUCGCCGAUGAUGCCACCUCCCUGAAUGGGAGUGAAUCGGAAGGAGCUGGAGCCGCCAAAAUGGCCAUCCUGAGUGAGAGCGAUAGCAAGCUGAUGAUCAGCGUUCGUGGACGUGAGGAGCUGCCGGUGGAAUCACCCAAGACGCCACCGAACCGCUUAGAGAAGUGCGUCCGCAUGCCUGUGGAGCCGGAGAACCAUCCACUGCAACCGAACGCGAACAAUGAGAACGAGGAGAGCGAUGUAUCCAAGGUGAUUUCGCCCACGGAGCUGACGCCCAUGCUGGAUGUGGCCAAUGGCAACCAGGAGGCGAGCAGUGCUACUCUGCCGAGGACAGCCAAGCAGGCUCAUGUCAGCAAGAUGCUGCAUUUGGUGCCCAAGCGCAGAACUCCCGAUGGCACAAACAUCUACUACUGGUGUGAUGUGCCCAAAAAGGCAAUAAAAGAACUCGACGACGGCGCCUAUAAUCCCCUGUGGACCAGCCGGGGCUUCACGCAGUCCUUUCACUUCUGGAAGGAGAACAGGCGACAGCAGUCGACGCCGCUCAAUGCAUUCCUCACCUAUGUGACACUGCCCUGGUGGAGCAUUGCUAAGGACCUCUUGGAUCACCGGGAAACGCCUAUUCUGACCUUUUAGUAUUAACUUAAUUUGCAAUUGUGAUUUAUGACCCUAUGCUUUAUUGUUCUCACAUGUAUUCCCUAUUAACCGAUCGAAUGCCAACCGUGUGAUCAGUCUCAGUUUGAUUUAUCAGUAUAUUUGCUUUGUUCUCGACCAACGUUGAGUUUCCUAGGGCGCAUCCUCGCGGAUCAAACUACUUGGUGAGCGCAGAGCCAACCUACAAAUUUAUGAACUACGAACUACGAUAGUGAACACUGUUACCGAUGAUAUGGAAAUAUAUAAUUGUAAUAUUAUUUGUAAA
This is a messenger RNA of Drosophila subpulchrella, 3415 nucleotides long. RefSeq lists its product as uncharacterized. The transcript has 7 exons. NCBI's taxonomy places the organism in Eukaryota, Metazoa, Arthropoda, Insecta, Diptera, Drosophilidae. The record is from RefSeq and is a predicted model, not a curated record. Bases 478 to 3132 code for a protein of 884 amino acids.